This is a messenger RNA of Thamnophis sirtalis, 2211 nucleotides long. The record is from RefSeq and is a predicted model, not a curated record. NCBI's taxonomy places the organism in Eukaryota, Metazoa, Chordata, Lepidosauria, Squamata, Natricidae.
AUGAUGCUGGGCGACCUGGCGUCCCUGGAGGAGCCUCCUCCGGCGGCGGCCUCGGCGCUGCGGAGCGAGCUGGGCUCGCACCUGCACCUGCUGAAGGGGCUGAACGUGCGCUUCCGCAGCUUCCUGGCCAAGGUGCACGAGCUGGAGCGCCGCAAUCGCCUGCUGGAGAAACAGCUGCAGGCCGCGCAGGUGGGCGAGCGCGAGCGCCGCCUCCGCUACCGCCGCUUCCCCCGGCACCAGGCCGUGCAGACCGACCCGGAGCCGCCCCUCGGGCCUUCUUCCUUCGCCCCCUCCUCUUCCUCCUCGGCUCCUUCUGCUGCUGCUCCUUCGGCUUCUUCAUUUUCAUCCUCUUCCUCCUCCUCGGCUUCCUCCUACGGCCGCCUGCCCGGCACCAUCUGGAGCUACACGCAGGUGCGGCGGACGGGCGGAGGCGGCCUGGAGACCCUGCAGGGGCCCGGCGUCUCUUGGGUCCACCCGGACGGCGUGGGCGUCCAGAUCGACACCAUCACGCCCGAGAUCCGCGCCCUCUACAACGUCCUGGCCAAAGUCAAGCGCGAGAGGGACGACUACAAGGGCAGCCCUCCCCCCCUGCUGUCCUUCCCGCAGCCCAUGACCGACCUGGACUCAAAGAUCCAAGAGAAAGCCAUGAAAGUGGACAUGGACAUCUGCCGACGCAUUGAUAUCACAGCCAAGCUGUGCGAUGUAGCGCAGCAGCGCAACUCGGAAGACGUUUCCAAGAUAUUCCAGGUGAUUCAGCUGGAGAAGAUGCCUGUGCUAAAUUCCCCCUCGCCCAGCUCGCUCGCAAGCAGCGACUCGGGAAACACGGACGAGAUUCAAGACGACUUCGACCGAGAAGCAGAUGUGGAGCCCAUGGUCAGCUGAUGAAUGCCCAAAGCGUGGGGCGCAGGGGUUGUUGUUUGGGUGGGGGGGGAUUCUGCGGGACGGGGAGAACAGAAAAUUUUGAAGAAAAAAAAGAAACCUGGACAAAAGUUGAAACCUUUGCAGCAGGGGUGAUAAACAGGACUUCGGCGUCCUCGGCCGGCGUUCCCGGAGGCUCGGCCUCCCGCGUCAUCUCAGGAUUGGUGCUGUCAAAACUUUUGUACUGUUUCCGUCGACGACAAAUGUGACAAAAACUUUAAAAAAAACAAAACUGCAGUUCUACCUGUGCCUUCGCCCCCAGGCUGUGGGCCCAACCAAGCUCCUACUACGGCACGCCCACCUGCUUCGGACGGAAGGCAAGCCCCUGGGGAUGGGAGCCUCUGGCGCCUGGGUGGGAGGGGAUCCCGAGGCCCAACCGUCCUUCUUUUGAUGCCCAGGGUGGCCGACCCAGAGAGCCUGGGUAGAAGGUAAAGGCAGGGCAGGGCAAGGCCAGAAGGAGACCGCAGGGUGAGAAGGUCGCAGUUUUUAACUACUAUGCAAACAAAAAAAGAGCAAAAUGCUUUGCUUGCCUUAUUUCCGUGGCACGUUUUGGGCCUCUGCUGGGCUCAAGGUCCCUCUCCCGAGUGGCACCCCUGACCCGGUCUUGGGGGUGGGGGCUUUGUCCGGUUCUGCUUGGUGAAGGUCUGUAUGCCGCCUUGGCAUGGCUGGAGGGCUGUGUCUUUUUUUUUUUCCUGCUGCUUCCCCCGAGUGCCGGGCGUGUGUUCCCUGGCCUCGGGGGCUUCAAGAGAUGAGGAGGGAAGCCAUGGGUGGGUGCGUGCAGGCUGGGGAGCCCCCAGAGCAUGGCUCUGGCAGCUGCCUGGCACCCGAGAUGCCCUCGUGUGUUUCCGUUCCAGUGACGCUAAGUAUUCUCUGGGGAGGGAGGGUGUUUGUGCCUGCCAUUUAGGAGAGGUUGGCGCAUCACACAACUGGAAAGGGAGGCAACCCUCUCCUCCCCCCUUCCCUUUUUUUCUCACUGUCCCUUACUAAUGUUUGGUGGUGGCACUGUGUAUAUCCCACUGGCUGGCCAAUUAAUUGCUUAGCUUCUGUGGGCGGCUGGCUUUUAGUGUGAAUGGUGGUGGGAUGAGGAUCGGUUUGGGAGACCCCCAUCCACACCCAAGGCCAGCUGGCAGUCCUCCUCCAGCUGAGCCUCCUCUUGUUCUGUGCUGAAACCCCUCCAAGGGGGAGGGGUGUGGCUUCUGCCCUGUGCAAAAGGCCGCUGUGGAGAGAGAGAGAGAGAGAGAAUGAGAUACGCACACAGAGAGACGGAGAGAAUGAGAGACAGAAUAAGAGAGA